Dicentrarchus labrax (European seabass) is the source of this 4654-nucleotide messenger RNA. RefSeq lists its product as uncharacterized. Gene Ontology annotation, cellular component: nucleus. NCBI's taxonomy places the organism in Eukaryota, Metazoa, Chordata, Actinopteri, Moronidae. The coding region runs from base 337 to 1884 and encodes 515 amino acids. The transcript has 4 exons. The record is from RefSeq and is a predicted model, not a curated record.
GUUAGCGGUAGAGGGGAGGAGAGGCGGCGGGUUGUUCUGCCGAGGUGGACGUGGCGGGUCCGGCGGAGUUAGCUACCAGCGACGGGCAGCCAUGAACCGGACCACCCGCAGGCUGGUCCCAGUCAGCUGUGGGUGGUGACAUCAGCACGACGCCUCGCCGACCGCUUGUUGGAUUCCCGGAGGAGACUCAGGGACGCGUCCCCGACCUCCCAGCUCCUCCCCUCAGGACGCUCUCUUCAGGAGGAGGAGGAGGAGGAGGAGGAGGAAGGUGGACUCUUUAACCUUCAGGUGUUUGAUCGGACUGCGGUGAGGAGGAUUAGCUCCGCCCCCCUCACCAUGACAGACUUGGAGGCCGAGUGUUUGAGCCUCGGCCUGCCCCCGGAGUGCGGCUCCCCCCCGCCCCUGGAGGUGGACUGCGGCCCGGGGCCCGCCUCCUCCGCCCCGACGCCCACUCUGGCGCUCCUGUCCUCCGACUGCCCCACGCCCACGCUCAGCUCGCUGGCGGCGGAGAUCGCCGAGCCGCUGGUGAUGCUGCCGUGCGUGAAGAGCGAGCCGGAGGACGGGGACCUGGAGCCCAUCCGGACCGUGGACCUGUCCGAGAUCCAGCCGCUCUCCACCGCCGAGCUGGGCCAGGACCAGAUCAAGAUGGAGAUCAGCGGCCUCGACUACAUCAAGUCCGAGCAUCACGGUCACCACGGCAACCACCACCUGGGCCACUUUCACCAUGGCGACGUCGCAGAGCUGGACUACAAAUCCCAGUACGAGCCGAGCUCCGUGUUUGACUACAUCUCCCAGGUGACGGACACUCUGGACUACAUAAAGUCCGACCACCAUGUGGACCUGCAGUGCUACUACACCACAGAAUCCAACAUGGCCGCCCACCUGCAGCACAACGGCCUGGAGUCCAUCCACAUGGCCGAGCUCCGCACCGAGCUCAACAAGCUGCGGCCCGACGCGCUGCUCAUGGACGGCAUCGGCAAACUGGACCCCGAGUUCGGAGGGGGGACGCUGUACGAGCUGCAGCCGGCGGCGGAGGGCAAGACGGCGGCGGAGGUGGCGGCGGCGGUGAACGGGCAGGGCAGCGGCGCCGCCGUCACGAGCAAAACCCAGAGCCCGACGGUGAGGAAGCCUCGCAACAUGCAGGGGGAGAAACCGUUCUCCUGCACGCAGUGCGGCAAGAACUUCAGCACGCUGGGAAACCUCAAGACUCACCAGCGCAUCCACACCGGCGAGCGGCCCUACACCUGCUCGCAGUGCGGCAAGAGCUUCGGACAGGCGGGAAACCUCAAACGACACCAGCUCAUCCACACGGGCCAGAAGCCGUACGUGUGCGCCCACUGCCCCAAAGGCUUCACCAAGGCCGACGACCUGCGCUCGCACCAGCGGCUGCACACCGGCGAGCGCCCGUUCAUCUGCGUCACCUGCGGGAAGAGCUUCAGCCAGUCGAAGGAGCUGAAGGCUCAUCAGCUGAGCCACACGGGCGAGCGGCCGUUCUGCUGCCAGCACUGCGGCAAGAGCUUCAGCAAGGAGACCAGCUACCGCAACCACGUGCAGAUCCACACGGGCGAGAAGCCCUUCACCUGCUCGCAGUGCGGGAAGACUUUCAGCAACUCUGGCGUGCUAAAAACCCACGAGAAGAUCCACUCGGGCGAGCGGCCGUUCGGCUGCACGCAGUGCGGGAAGAGCUUCGGCCGCCUCGGCCACCUGAAGGCCCACCAGCAGAUCCACACGGGGGAGCGGCCGUACGCCUGCCCGCACUGCGGGAAGUCGUUCAGCCAGUCGGGUCACCUCAAAGCGCACGAGCAGAUCCACAAACGAGAGCGAGCGGACACGGCGAGCACCAGCAGCAACGGCAGCAGCACCAUGGGCAGCGACAGUAGCUAGAACAGACUGCGAACCCUUUAAACCUCUCGGACAGACAAAGUAUUAUUCCUCUUUUUUAUAAAUAUAUAUAAAUUGUUUCCUUUUCAGUUUUUCUUACAUUUUCAUACCUUUGUGCUCUUUUGCAUCGUAUACGUGGGCCCGGUGGACCGACUGAUUUGCUCUUAUGCAAGUGUCUGUGUGUGUGUUGAUGUUCUGUGUGUCUGUGGGUGGGUUGUAGAUAAUCUUUGAACUGGUCCGUCUCAGUACCAGUACUUAUUUUGGAGUACUUACUGAUACACAAGCACAAAUACUUCAUUAUGUUUUUAUUACUGAAACAGACCAGCAGCUCCUGAAGAACCAGGACCCGGUUCACGGACCCGGUUCACGGACGCGGUUCACGGACCCGGUUCAGUGACCCGGUUCACGGACGCGGUUCACGGACCCGGUUCAGUGACCCGGUUCACGGACCCGGUUCAAUGACCCGGAUCACGGACGCGGUUCACGGACCCAGGUUCAAUGACCCGGUUCACGGACCCGGUUCACGGACCCGGACCCGUGACCCGGAUCACGGACGCGGUUCACGGACCCGGUUUAGUGACCCGGUUCACGGACCCGGUUCAGUGACCCGGUUCACGGACCCGGUUCACGGACUCGGAUCACGGACCCUGUUCAGUGACCCGGUUCACGGACGUCGUUAUGGCCGUUUCCUACAGAUUGAUGAUUGUUUUUGUCUCAGUCACGUUUGUGGUUCUGAUCGCGCUCCGUCGUUUUCUGGGCUCCUCAUUGACCCGUCAUAAGCCCCGCCCCCUUUUUGCUCUGCGCUCCAAUAGCAGUCGAGCUACUUCCUCCUGUGCGGUACUUACAUAUGCUACAUGCUAAGCUAAAGUUAGCUAGCGCUAUGCUAACAUUAGCUAACCUAAGAUGUGGUUGUCUGUGCAACAUAAAUUAGCUUAGCAUAAAGCAUAUAGCAUAUUAAUAAGUACAGGACAGGAGGAAGUUGACCGAGGCUAGCUCGACUGUGAUUGGAGCAGAGAGCACAAAGGGGGCGGGGCUUAUGACGGUCCGUUAUAAUCCGACUGAUUAAUGAGUUUUCAGUUUUAUUUGUAAAUCAAUAAAUCAAUAAAUCAAUAACAGAAGUUAACUCAGGACACUUUAACAUUUAUUUUAGUUUCAGAAUCAUUUUAAUGUUUAUAGUUUAAAUGUCUGAUAAUAAAAUAUCAGCUGAUACAAACGUAAAUAAUCAUCAAUAAUAUGACUUCUCCUCUUCUCACCGAUCAAUCACCGACCGAUACGUCUGCUGAUCGAACUUAUUGAUCACCUCUGAAAGUAACGCACCGACAGAUAUAAGAACAAUUUAACUCCAGUAUUCUGUAUCAGAUCGAUCUGUUUACAUGUCUGAUGAUAAUAUUCCACUAAUGUUCCUGUUUACACGCAGCUGUACGUUCUGAUUCAGUUAACCCUCAACAACAACAACAACAACAACAACAACAACAACAACAACACUCCCAUUGGUGGGAAGGCAGCAUUAUAUAUUCACUCGUAUCCUCAAACCUGCUGAUAUCAGGACUUUAUAAAGUUCACCAGUCGCUGUGUUUCUGCGUCCUCACAAACAAACAAACAAACAAACAAACAAACAAACAGUUGGCUGGUUGUUUACUGACUGUAAACAACCAGAAUAAUCCCAUCAGUGAGGCCUCGGUAGAGAGAUCCAAUCAGAACAUAACGUUUACGUGAGUCUGAUCACGUGUUGAAUAUUGUGUUCGCACUAAUAUUGAUUAUUGAUUAUUUACUUUGAUCAAUAAAACAACUUGAUAUCAUGAAGAUCAGCUCGUUAAAGUCCGCUCACUCGCUCUAAAUGAAAUGUGGUUUGUUAUAAAGGAGGAAGUGACAGCGGUGUGCACGUGCUCAGUAGGGACCUUAUGUUCUGGUCGGAGCCGCAGUGGAUCAACUUCCUGUCGUGGAAAUAAACGUUUAAUUCAUCCGGAUAUAAAAACACUCUACAGCUGCUUUUCCUCGCACUCGUUCGUCAGAGGCAGAACGAUCAAUUAGCAAAAUAAAAUGACCAAAAUCAGCCAGAAGAACAUCCGGUGAUGGACCGGAUCCCCCGGAACCUGCUGGACUCAACAAAACCCAACGUUCCCCUCGAACAGCGAACGUUGGAACUUUUAUACGUUUACGUUUUAUUGCUUUAAAUCUGACCCGUCAAACACGAUGCUUCUGGGAAACACCCGUUUACUCUCACAACUUCACUUUAACACCAGAAACCAGCUCGGCCUUCAGACCCAGUUGGUGAACCGGGUCCUGGUUCAGAACCUCAGUACGCGACCGCAGUACUUCUGCCAACCGUGAGUCCUCAUCGAGCACUCGCUGCCAGUUUACUAGUGUUCUGCGUACAGGUGUGGGUGCUCGCAGGCGUAAAGCUGUUACUGUAUUAAGAAUCUGAUGCUAUAAUUUUUAUAUUUCUUAGUGACCAGUAUUGAUUAUUGAUCAGGACUCGCCGCAGUGAUCUUUUUUUUGUUGUUGUUGACGAUAAUCUGCUGACGACAUUCCUUACAAUCAUUCCAGUAUUUUCUGAACUCAGUUUUCAGUCUGGUUGGGAUCCGACAGGACCAAAACUCAUCAGCACAACGGAGCCCAACAGCGUCCAGAUCGCUCACUGUGUACAAAUCUUCUAUUGAUUAUGUCAUUCCUACAAAAUAUGAAAAUACACACAAAAAAAAACAGCCGCAAAAAAGACAAAAGUGAUGCAGCAUCUUGUACUGGAAAAGACUUAUUAAAGAAACUAAUGACA